Molecule: messenger RNA, 4671 nt
Organism: Maylandia zebra (zebra mbuna)
Lineage: Eukaryota; Metazoa; Chordata; Actinopteri; Cichliformes; Cichlidae
Product: phosphatidylinositol 4-phosphate 5-kinase type-1 gamma
Biological process (GO): phosphatidylinositol phosphate biosynthetic process
Cellular component (GO): plasma membrane
Molecular function (GO): 1-phosphatidylinositol-4-phosphate 5-kinase activity
Source: RefSeq, a predicted model, not a curated record
UUUUAAAAAUCUUUCUCUAGCUCUGGUCCUAACAAUUGCCAUUAAAAGAUGAACUCCAUUAACUGUUAGCAUCCUGUAACUGUAACCUAGGAACAUUGUACUCAUGAGCAAACACAUGCAAAACUAAUGACACUCCUGGGAGCCUCAGCUGUGCAUUGUCUUUAGAGCUACUCAGCAAACGCCCCACUGAGAUAGUGAACAGCUGCUAUUUUGAAGCAAAGAGUCGGUAAGAGGAGAAUACACUUGUAUUAAUGGCCUUGGAGGACUGUGUGCUACCCAUACUUUUGUUAAAUCAAAUAUUCUGCAUGUUAGUUUAAGUUUAUGACAGUUGAGAUCAUACUUGCAAAUUAUGUGAUCAGCAAACUGCUCUGUUAUGAUUAACUGACAGCAACAUCUGCUACAGUGUCUGCUGUGUACUUUAACAUGGCUUUCUCAUGCAUUAUCUCAGCAAUGUUUUGUUAACCUUGACUCUCAUACAACAUGAAAGUUACCAUGAAGUUGCUUCCUGCUCUCUCAUCCUAUUAAAUACAUACAAACACAGCCUAGUUGCGUCCUUCCUGCCGCUUGGAAAGAUUUUUUCCUAAUCCUUGCAUGUGAUUGGUCGGUGAUGUGAUCUGGACACCUCGGCCAAUGGCAGCACUCAGAUUAAGAAGGAAGUCAAUCCAAUAGAGUUUUUACCUUCUCUCUACAAAUCUCACUGAUCCAGGAAUAGAAAACACAGACGGUACGCUGCAGCAGCCUGACUGUUGGAUGUCAGUUUCACUGCAUCCAGUAUCUUGUUUUUCUUUCUGGAUUAUCAAACAAUUUUUAACUUGUAGAGACUAAACUCUUCUGCGAUUCAAGCAGGAAGGCUCAAAUAACAGAGAUGCCGUCCCCAUUCGGAUCAAGCCAAGGGCAUGAGAAGAAGAUUGGCCACAGGAGGGUCGAUGCCUCUGGAGAGACGACUUACAAGAAGACAACCUCCUCUGCUUUGAAAGGUGCCAUCCAGUUGGGUAUCGGAUAUACUGUUGGCAACCUCAGCUCCAAGCCCGAGAGAGAUGUGCUCAUGCAGGACUUCUACGUGGUUGAAAGCAUCUUCUUCCCCAGCGAAGGCAGUAACCUCACACCAGCCCACCACUUCCCAGACUUCAGGUUUAAAACCUAUGCCCCUGUGGCCUUCCGCUACUUCAGAGAGCUUUUUGGGAUCCGACCGGAUGAUUACCUGUAUUCUCUGUGUAAUGAGCCACUGAUUGAGCUGUCAAAUCCAGGAGCUAGUGGCUCAAUUUUCUACGUGACCCGUGAUGAUGAGUUUAUCAUCAAAACUGUGCUGCACAAAGAGGCUGAGUUUCUGCAGAAAUUGCUCCCUGGAUACUACAUGAACUUGAACCAGAACCCCCGGACUUUACUGCCAAAGUUUUUUGGCCUCUACUGUGUCCAGUGUGGAGGAAAGAACAUCAGAGUGGUUGUGAUGAACAAUAUUCUACCACGCUCCGUGCGCAUGCACCUCAAGUUCGACUUAAAGGGCUCAACAUACAAGCGGCGAGCAUCCAAGAAGGAAAGAGAGAAGUCCAAACCCACUUUUAAAGACCUGGACUUUCUGAGUGAUAUUCCUGAAGGCCUCACACUGGACCAGGACACAUACGGCGCUCUGGUCAAAACGCUGCAAAGAGACUGCCUGGUUCUGGAGAGUUUUAAGAUUAUGGACUACAGUUUGCUGCUUGGGGUCCACAACAAGACCCAAGCAGAGAGAGAGCGUCAGUCUCAGGGCUCACCCAUCAAAGGAGGGGAUGAAAAGAGGCCCGCAGGGCAGAGAUCCUUGUAUUCCAGUGCCAUGGAGUCAAUACAGGGAGGCUCCACAUGCAGGGACACUCUGGAGCAGGAUGACACUAUGGGUGGCAUUCCAGCUAUGGGUGCUAAAGGGGAGCGCCUCCUGCUGUUCAUUGGAAUCAUUGACAUUCUGCAGUCCUACAGGCUGAUCAAGAAACUGGAGCAUUCCUGGAAGUCCCUCAUCCAUGAUGGAGACACUGUGUCGGUUCACAGACCGAGCUUCUAUGCUGAGAGGUUCUACAAGUUCUGUAGCACAGUUGUGUUCAAGAAGAGUUGCUCACUGCGAUCGUCUCCAUCCAAGAGAGGACGAGGGGUUCUAAUGUCCAAGUCCAGUGCAGGAGCCAGCUCGACGGGGCAGCGUCCUUCACUGACUGAUGACAGGCCAGAAAACUUGGACAACUUGGAGAACCUAAGAGGAGCUCGCAGUUUCCCCAUGCUGGAGGACAAUGGGAAGGAACCGCCCUGCACCCCUCCUUCAUUUGAAGAUGCCACCACAGCAUCUAUCGCUACCACUCUGUCAUCAAACAACUCCCUACCCACCACCCCAUUCGAUACACCUGAGCACCCUCGCUACAGGAGGCAAAUGCUUUCACCAAACAUUUCCAGGUCACAAAAAGAGAUAGUUGAGGUUCACGGUGAACGCCAGGACACCAUAACAGUGGAGGUGGAGCUCAGUAAAAUCCCAAAGAGCACGGAGCUCACACAGAUGACAGAAAUCCCCACAUCCAGCCAUCCAGCAGCUGAUCCUCUGCUUCCUGUCACUGCAUCAUCUAUGUCAUCCACUCCUCCUUCUGUUAACCCCUGCUCUCAGUAUUCAUCACCCAGCCUUCCUCCUUCCUUUGUGUCCUCCUCCUCCACCACCUCUCAGUGCAGCGGGUAUUCAUCCUCCACACUUACUUCAUCAAUCCGUCCGUCCACCAAGCCACUCACAUCUCCUGCUUCUGCUCAGUCUUUAAGCCUUUCUUCUCCAGUCUGUCAUUCUGCUGCACGAUCCACAGGUCCAAACAGCUCCACCCUUCCUCCUGCAUCAGCAUUCACCCCAAUCUGUCCGGCAUCCUCUCACUCCUACUCCCACAACUCCUCUCACCACCUGCCAUCGACGCCCCCCUCCUCUGUCCCUCAAAGCCCCCAGGUGUGUCAGCAGUCACCACGUACGUCGCGCAAUCAGCUGUCUGUCUCCAGCAGCCACGACUCACUGGAUGGAGAGGUGCAGGUUUCCGACAUAUACUUUUAUGCAGAUGGCAGAUAUUGGGUGUACUCUCCAGUUCUUGGCCGUCGUAAGCUAAACUCUAGUUCAAGUUACAAUCAGACUCAGGAGGAUCGGAGCUGGGCGUACUCUCCUCUGCACUGCAGCUCAGAGUCCAGACGGGGCUCAGAUGGGGAAAGUGAACCAUAACUUACAGAGGAGGCAGCAUCGGUGGGUGCAGCCAGAGGUCAUCUGUGAGACUUUAAUGAUGAAACCACCAGGACGCUACGAAGAGUUCACGCUGAUUGGCCAAGCUGCAUGUGAGAGCUUGCUUUGCCAAUAAAAACCAAAGGAGUGAACUUUUUUGGAAGUAUUUAGCUAAGCUGAAGAAACAAUCAAAAACCUUACAGUAUUAUAGGCAACAUUUUAAAGCAUCAGCUCCAGGACAAUCUUACUGAUAUCAAGUGGAGGUAUCACGCUGGCACUGUGAAUGCUUUCAGUGUUAUAAAAACGGGGCUCUCUGUGCAACAAACACAACAUGAUAAAUUUUAGAGUUGAUCCCAAAGUUUCCAGAGAUACCAAACCUUCACGUGCUUAUUUUCUGCCUCUUAUCCAGAAUCAGGUUGCCGGCUGGAGGCAGGCGAAGCAACAUAGUCCAGAUAUCACUCUCUCCAGCUCUGGCUAUGCAAUAUGGACAUACUGUACGUGGUACUUCUUUGUUUUUGACUCUACCUGACUUUACAACUUCAUGCUUUAUUUGUGUGUCCAUUUGUCUUUUUCACUAGAGGCAUGUCAAAGCUGUGUGUAACUUUAUUCCUAGCACUUUAUCGGUGUACCAGUGGCUAAGGUCUUUUUAUUAUAAUUAUGUGUUUUAUUAUCUUGUCGUCAGCUGUUGGUCGAAAACACACUCAAACACAGUUGAUGUUGUGGGUGUCGUGCGUGCAGUGUUCUCUCUCUUUCAGUCCACUCGACAAACUCUGAUCUCACGAUGAAAGCUUUGUUUACAUUGCCUUACUGAUUUUAACUAAGGUAUAAUCGUAACAGUUGUUUAUUCAUAUUUUCUGAUAAUAUGUAACGAACACAAACUCUUAAAUCCAUAUGCGACUGUGAGAAACUGCGUUUUAUAGCAGUUUAAACAAGAAAUCGGCCAAGCACUUACUCGUUUUCCAUAUUCAAAGAGGUCAAGAGAGGGGAAAAAAUGAGAAAAAAGGUCUUUUGUAAAUUGUUGAUAAUCUGUGUGUGCUGUACCACAUGCAUCUGUGCCCUUAUGUCUCUGUCUGUGCAUGUGUUUGCAUGCGUAUAACAUGUGACUGGGAAACGAAUAUUUUUUGUUUGUCAAAAAGUUGCUAUCGCUGUUCAAGGCCAUGAAAGUCCGAAGCAGCUGCACGCCUGCUGGCUACGCCAGAAGAGUUGAAUCGGCCGAGUCUUCAGCCACCCCAGAUUAAUCAAGAUUUACCAAAUUAAACAAAGUACGAACUGAAGCAUCCAAGAAAAGGCACGCCAUACUAUCCUUCUUCCACACACUGUGAUGCUGGCUAAAGCAAGUUUGUCCCCCUGACGCUGUCCAUAAGCAGCACUGCACCACAUCACUGUAUUAUUUGAAGUUAACCUGCCUCGUUGUAGGUGACGGUGUUUGUAGCUGAUCACUGUGUAAAAUAUAAUUAAAUUAUAUUGUGUAA